CAUUCUUUGUGCAAUCGAACAACCGAAAGGUUAGAUUCUUUUAUUUCGAUCGCGUUAUUCUGUUCUAAGCUACAGUGAAUUAUAACAAAGUGAUAUUAUCCUCGGGGUCAAUUCAGAGUGGAUUCUUUUAUCAGGAUCGAUACGAAAAUAAACAAAUCGUAUUGAACUCGUACUCGCAGGGCGACACUUGGUGAAUGAAUUCCGAGGCACGAUGUCCGGGUCAGUGCGAGACCAGAGAGGACUCUGGAUUGGAGGAUUCGUUUGAUCAUCUGAUCGGAGGAAACGGUUCCGUCUCACGGCAGCCGACCUCUGUCAUUCUCGAUGAGCACUGGGCGGACCAGAUUUUGGUCGAAGGAGUUGAUGAGUUUGGGAGCACCGUGGCCUUCCUGACCGACAAUGUAAGCGUCCACAGCGAGGGUGCGCUGAGCAAAUCAUCGCCAACCGUUACGGUGCUGGACGUACAACGGCUGGACGAAUCGGACGAAGAAGUGAUGAAAGCCGUUGAUCGGUACUACACUCAGCUGGAAAUGCCGGGCGGGUCCUCCGGCGAGGACGACGAAGGCGCGGAUCUUGCCUCCGAUCCGAACAACACAUUCCUCAACAAAUAUCUGAUACAGUAUAGAUUGGCGUCAAUGCGGCAAAGCACCGCCGACGAUAUGCUGACCAUGGAGUCUGAUAUGAAGGGCGGCAUACUGCACGCCACGAUGCCUCCACAUCACGCGUCGUCGCUACACGGCCACUCCACUUCACCGUAUGGGGCUCUUGGAUCGCUGAGUAUGAUGAACAUUGGACAAUCCCAGCUCGGUCAUCAGGGGCAACAUCUUGGCCACCAGCAGCACCUGACUCAUUGCAAUAAUGGUAGUUCGUAUGGGCAGGCCCAUAGCAAUCCGCACGGUUCACCGUUGCAACCGGGGUCGGGUCUUAGUCCGGGUGGGCCAAACCAAACAUCUCAACAGCAGACACCACCCUCAGCGGGACUUGGCAAUCAUCACAUUACCUCGACCAGUCAGACCAAUAGCCACCUCGGGACGGGAGUUUCUGUGAACCACAACAACAACAAUACCAGCAAAGCGGCACAGCAGAAUGCCGACCGAGUGAAGCGGCCAAUGAACGCCUUCAUGGUAUGGUCCCGUGGCCAACGUAGAAAGAUGGCGUCUGACAAUCCAAAGAUGCACAAUUCGGAGAUUUCCAAGCGGCUGGGAGCCCAGUGGAAGGACUUGUCCGAAACGGAGAAGCGUCCGUUCAUAGACGAAGCGAAGAGGUUGCGUGCGGUGCACAUGAAGGAACACCCCGACUACAAAUAUCGUCCGCGCCGGAAGACGAAGACGUUGACGAAAACGAAGGAGAAGUAUCCACUUGGUGUGGGAUCACUUCUGCAGUCCAGCGAAGGUAACUCUAUGCGGAAUACGAACUCUAUUUCUGCGGCCCAGCAAGCGGCGGCGGCAGCAGCAGCCAAUCGUGAUAUGUACCAAAUGCCUCCCAAUGGUUAUAUGCCCAAUGGCUAUAUGAUGCACGACCCGUCGGCAGCGGCCUAUCAGUCCCAGCAGCACUACAUGAGCAAUUAUCACCGCUACGAUAUGGGUCAAAUGCACAACGCAGCCUCGACGGGUUCGCUCAAUUCGUACAUGAACGCCAGCUACGGAAUGUAUGGCACCGUGUCCGGUGGACAGACGUCUCCCUAUGGCCUACAACAGCCAGGAUCACCUUACAGUACAAUCCAGCAGCAGCCAGGAUCGCCGUACGGUCUGAACCAACCCGGUAGCCAAAUUUCCUGCCAAAGUCACAGUCCCAGUGAUUCCAGCGUCAAGUCAGAACCCGUGUCGCCUGGCCCCACGUCUACCAACAACAAUCUCAUAAUGAAGCGCGAGUAUGGUCAACCCACCGGACCGCCCGAUCUGAGCCAUCUGAUAAACAUGUACCACGUGCCCGACAUGCAAAGCACGGAACACCAGCGAAAUCUGAUGCAGCAUUACCAGCACAGUGUGUCGCCCGAUCUUCAAUCCCAGCAGCAGCAGGUCCUCCGGACGAUGGCUCCGAUCUCGCACAUGUGAGAUUUAGCCAGUUCCGUUGGUCUGCAGUCCACUUCCUCAUCGUCGCCGGCGGGCUUGGCACCGCCUCUAUCGCCAGUGCUCAAUACCGGAACUGGUCAAUCGUUGUUCCACAGCCAUCCACCACCACCGCAGUCGUCCUCAUCCUCGUCCUCCUCACCGCUAUCGGCCUAUAGACAUCACCACCAUCAUCACCACCAUCACCAUCAUCUGAGCAACGGAGGAGGCGGUGGUGGCAUUGGAACCGGUGCCGGUGGUGCUUCCAGCAGUUGUAGCAAUCUCAGCCUUGGCCAACACCUCAACGCGAGCUCGUCGUCUCCAACGGGGGUAGAUGGCGGCGGCGGCAGCAGCAGCCUAGGACACCAGCUUCAUCACAUCAGCAAUUGCGUUAGUACCGAUCGAGCUAACCAUCUAAUGGACAUAUCGCCACUCUAAUCCUCACUUUAUUACUCCUUCAUAAUUUAAAUUCACCAUUCCAGUCUUAUUUCUAUGAAAUUUGAACAACUUGCAAAAAGUAUUGUUAAGUUUGAAGUUUUCCAUUUUUUUUUUUGCUUCGCUGCGACGAAGGGUUUCCCAAUGGUUCGGAAGCCGGAUUGAAAGCCGGAUUGAAAGAAAAUGAAAAAAAAAGAAGGGAGACAGGGAAACAGAGAUAGAGAGAGAAAACCACUGUGUGAUAUUAUUUUUUCUUUGCUUUACAAACGAUGAACUUUGUAUAUUUUUGAAUUUCCUAUUUAGUAUUCGUUUAGAAGUUGAAUUAUUUUUAUAGACCUUUUAUUUCUAAGAACUUUUAUUUUCUAAAAAAAAAACAGAUCGGUUAAGAUAUUGUUUUCCCUUCAGAAGAAAGCAGCAACAAAAGUACUGAAAUAAACUAGCUGAAAUUAACAAAUAAACGCGAAUCAUUUUUCCCGAAGUGUGUAAAUAAGCCCGGUUAGGUUCGCACUUUCGCAUGUCCACCAGAAGAAUCGUCGUUCGUCGUCUCGCGACGUCCUGGAAAGCAGUGAUAAUUACCGACCGAAGUGACACAGAACUUAUGUUGGAACGCCCCGAACGCCGUUGAAAGUUCCCGGCGGGUAGUGCGGUGGGUGUGGGUGUGAGUGUGUAGCAUACGGAGUGACCUGGUGUAAAAUUAUCACCUCAAGAAAUCGGCCAACAGCUGACAGGUAAAUUGAAUUAAUUGCUAUUUGUUCAGCUAAAUUCUUUCCUGCCAACUGAACCCAAGCCUGGGUGCCCCCUUUUGUUCGGGUCCGUCAUCCUGCCUGGAAGAAGUUCGAUAAGUGUAAGGAUUUUUGGAAAAUCAUUCGAAAUAAUUUGGGAGAGCUGUGAGAGGCGAAACUUUUAAUUCCUGACUUGCGUAUAAAAUAUCGGGUCUCGGACCGGGGCCGAGCUUAAGCUGCUGACUGUAUUUCUUUUUUGAGCGUCAGCGUUUUGAGGAGAAAUUCGCGGAAAAUUGUUCUCGAGACUUUUAUAAUCAAUUAGUAGUGCGUGUGUGAGACUGAGAGCAAGCGGUGUGGAGGGCGUUUCGGAGGCGGCUGGUCCGCAACGAUUCGUUCCACCACGGCCGGAUUUCGAUUGCAGUUUUCUGAAAUUUUAAUAAUGGGUUUUCAAUGAGUUGUUAGGUUUUGUGGUCAAUGACGAACUAAAAGAGCAACCGCAGCAGCAGCUUAAGCUUCCGUAAUUGGGUCCCUCGAAUGGAAAGUAUUGUGAUAAUCACAGUUUUCAUGACGAUUUUAAUUAAAAUGUAGCGGCGGGUGUGCGCAGCAGAGAAGACUUGUCCCGCGGAGACAGCGAACCCUCGAAUGCUGGCAGCCGAGGGCCCGAUGUCGCCGUAACCGGGCGCUGAAAAUAAAACUACAGGGAACACGAGGCACGAGAGCGUUCCGAAAUCGAUCCCAAUUUUUACGAGUGACAAAUUUAUGAGUCCAUUAAUGGUGGUACCUCACCACUUCAUCGCUUGGCCCAAUGUUAGGGGUGAAAUUGCUGAACCAAUCUCGCCCGGAAUCAUAAAAAUCCUCUCGAAAUAUAUGAUUUCUUUUCACUUUUUCCUUUCUCGUCAAGGAGAAAAGCGUCACCUCUCCAGCUCGAUCUAAUUAAUGUGUGAACGAUAUAGAUAUAGAAAUCAAUCGGCGAAUCUGUGGACGAAGUCGUAUAAUUAAACAGAAAUUAUGUUAAUCCCGAUCCACUUGGCGCGCGGGGAAAGAUAACCAUAAGCAGUUAAAACGAAGAAAAAAAAAAAUAUAUUUAUAAACGAAAUAAAUGGGAUCACCAAACCUAAUCAAACUAGACCCCGAGGGGGAGCUGAUGUUUCCAUUAAGUGGGGCUUCUUUCUUCGCCUCAAAAGCUAAGCCAUCAUCAUCACUUCAUUAGGCAGGCCGCUGAUCACUCGCUUGGUCUCGUGGCGUUGUUGAUCUACGCCAGUCAGCCAGCCAGCAAUCGUCUCUCGCGCGCGAGAGUGGGUCGUUAAGAAGCUGCUGGAAGAAGCCACUCGGCGGCGGCUCCUCGGUUCGCGGUUCUGGAGCAAAGGUAGCGCAGCCGUGACAAAUGAGUGAUAUUUACUUUUUUCUCACAUAAUUUCGAGACCCGUCGGGGAAUGUUCCCGGGGCUCCUUUCGCUUGCUUCAUUAGCAGCGCGAACGAUUCCCAGCCUCGAAAUGAGUUGGGUUCGGGUCGCGACGAACGGUUGGCUUCAAGUGUACACACAUGAGCUAACACAAGAAAAAAAAAAAUCUUCACACUAGUUUGCUCCGUUUGGCGAGAAAUUAACGCCUUCUGGAAGCCCGGCGGCGGCGGCGGCAGCUAAGCGCGGGUUGUAUGCACCAAGAGGAUAAGGUUAAUAAAUUGCUGCUGUGGGAGAAACAACAAAUCGGUUGGUUUAAUUAGUCGGCGGUAAUUGGAUGGGACAACACAUUAUUCGGCGUGUGCCGGCUAGAUUUAAUCGUUUGAAACGAAGUUCGAUUCAUUCUGUGGAUAAUGUUGAUUUAAAUGGGGACCCCGAUUUGGAAGCUCGAAAAAUCGAUUUUUUUUUGCAUUUUUGAGAAGCUUAUGUCCUCAGAAAUGUAGUCCUAAACGGAUUUUUCGAUAUUUGUUUUCGUUGGAAAGUUACAGCCAAAAGGAUGAGAACACUUCAAGGGGUUUUGUAUAGCUGUACGAAUUUUGAAACGCAUUUUUUUCGAAACCAUAUUUUUGUGAGCUGGUGGUAUCGAUAUCUCAGAAUCUACUCGACCGAUUUGGCUAAAAUUUAUCAUCAACAUGUAGAAAUGAAUUAUCUAAAGCGUUACAGAGCCGUGUUUGAUAUCUAUUUUUUUAAUUUUUUAUGAGCUUCUAAAUAGCGAUUUUUCAUGAAAAAUAACUCAUAUUUAACUAAAAUGGCCACAAUUUUGGCAAUUUUUCGAAUUUUCAAACACCCCAAUUUAACGCUUUAAGUAUUGUCCUAAAGCUUCAACAUAUUCAGUGGAAUUCGUUCUGCGACACCCCGUUUCUUCAAAACCGAUACCACCAGCAAGGUAUCGAUUUUCAGACAGCAUCUACGCAUCCAUCUGUUAACAGCGUAAUAACCUUUAUUCGUGCACUCAAAAAAUGAAAAAUACACCUUUAAAUAGACAUUGAAUAAUAAUCAAAAUACCCGAAAACUUCACUUUGUUUCUAACAUCCGGAAAAAAAUUACGAAAAUUCAUUAUUUUUCGACCUUUCAGACGGGAGUCCCCCUUAAAUUGUUGAUGUUCGAUUGACGUUACUGUCUUUUUUCUUCUUUCGUUCGACAUAUUUUUGACCCAGCUUAUAUUUUAUAGGCUGUGUAAAAUAUAUUCUACACAUUAAUUUGGUGUAUGUUCAAUUGAUCCCAUGUUAUUCAGCAGUGAAAUUCUGAGGGGAACAUCUAAAAAUAAAACUUCAAGUUGGAGCAAUCUUACAAAUUUCGUAUUUGUCUGAUGUAUGCACCUAUUGUAAAUUUGUAAGCCGGAUUUUCAAUUCACAAAAAAACCCCGAACUGAAUUUCCGUGUUUUGUAAAUUGCAAGUUUUUGUUGCUAAAGCAAAACCAAACCAACAAACUUUUUAUUCGUUGUCUUUUGUACAAUAUUUUUUCACUAUGAAGUGGUAUUCGUUGUCUAUAAAUAUUUGGUUUAUGGUGAGUUGGUCAUUUAAUAUUGCAAAAACUCAGUCGAAUAAUGAACGUUGAAGUCUUCCGUGAGUAACAUUUGACAUUCAAUAUAAAUCAAUGCUUCAAUUCAGCGAUUGCAAUAUAGUUUAUAAUCAUCAUGAGAGUGUAAAACCUUAGCGGAUUAUUAGAAACCCCUCCAAUGAAUCUUUUGACCUCGGAUUUCAUCAACGGCAUUUCGAAUGCGUGGAAGCCGAGGUUCAUUCUGAAUUUUGCUUGGAUUGUCGAUUUGAAAAUUUCUUAUAAGACAUUAUUGAUAGAAUACAGAAAUUACAGAAAUAAACGUGAAAGGGUGCAUGUGUCCUAUGGAAUGCUCCUUUGAUAAAUGCCAGUCAUAUUUACAUCAGGGUAAAUGUUCGAGAGAGUCAAUAUUUGGCUGAAGGAACUGUAUAGAAAUCGUCUGGAUUGAAACCUGAUUUCAGAUACUCUAUAUAAUGUCAUUAAAAUAUGUUAAUCAUCUAAUUCUUUGCAUAUUAUUUAAAUGAAUUUUAUUUGAUUUUUUCUUCAAACAUGUUUGUUGGUUUUCAUGACAGACACGCCUCUGCUAUCUGAUUUUUUCUAAAUUCCGGUUCUGUAUACUGUUCAAUACCUUAACAACAAAUUGAGCGCUUCAAUGUAUGCUUCUCAGAGAUUUUUCUUUCAACCAGUAUCUGCUUUACAUUUUUUUUUUCAUUUUACAUCUACAUAUUACAUAUUGGACAAAAUACAGGCCUUUAGUCGUUCGGAUUUCGGACUUCAACGAUUUUUUCUUGUAGGAAUCGAAUUAGAUGUGGUGUUUUAGACAAUUUUUUUUCAACAUAUAAGGAAUAUGAAUACAGUGGAACCUCAAUUAUCCGCGAGCGGAUGAUCCGCGGUGCGGUUUAUCCGCGAAAGCGAGUUUCAUAGUAAUGCUAUGGAUUUUCCCGGUAUGUAUCAGUGAGUGGUAGGAUUUUGUUUUUUGUUUUGGUCAUGGCUUCCACAUUAUUUGACUUCUACCCGUAGCAGAAGCAAAUGAUGUUCUUCGGCUUCUUUUUUCUCAAAUGAAAAAAACUAAUAUUCGGAACAAAACUAGACAUAAAACGCUAAAAUUGUUUUUUUGUGUAAUGUAAUGUAACAUAAGACAAUUUGAUGAGCUAACUCCAAGUUAUUCGUAAUCCAGGUUUAAAAAAGGGUAAUUGUAAUCGGAACACCCUCAAAUGAUGUUAUUCACUGGACAAUCCUAUGAAACUCAAACUGUUUUUUGCAACAUUGCAAUAUGUAUAUCAUGUUGAUUAUUGUUCUCAUUUUUUUUGUUCGGUUUUAUUAUUUGGAAGGAUUGGAAUCACAUUUUCAUAAUUUCACUUUUUCUGUUUAGAUUCUUUCAAUGGUUUCGAAGCAGAGUGUACCUCUAAUUCAACAAGAUUCAAUAGAUGUACAAAAUUUGAAAUCGCAGUCUCGUAAAGCGCAAUGAUUCGCAUGAAUCAUGUAACGAAUAAAAAAUGUGUCACUCUCUCAUCUUCCUUGUUUGUCGACUUUUGAAUAUUUGUCUGCUAUAUCAUUACCAUGGUCGGCCAUAGUUGCAGCUCCUUCAGAUGAAAUACGAUCGGAUAAUUUUCAUUCGAGUUUUACAUUAAAAGAUAGUGAUUUCAGAAAAUAUUCCUGCUAGAAAACAUGCUAAAGUGUUGAGAGUAGUGCGUUUUUUUUAUCCCAUUUAUUUAUUUAUCAGGCUCAUUAGCAUUUUAUCUGUAACAGAGCCGGGUUUUUAUCGUGUAGAUGUACAUAUGUUUAUGUUUCUAUAAAUUGUAAAUUACACAGUAGAAGUAGUAGCCAUUUAGGCGUUAGGUUUUCUGUUCCAUUACAUUAUGGUAAAUUACACUCUAGUAGCCAUUUCGGCGUAAGGGUAUUCUAUCUGUUCUUCUAUUGUUCAGUAGACCGGACAGCGGAGACAGUUGAUAUUGAUCAUUGCUUAUAGAACAGCAGCCCGAUGUUUCUUGCAGAGCAGAGCAGUUGUAUGGAUGAAUCGAUCUUUGUUCCACCGUGGAUCGAUUUCCAUAGCUGAUGAUGGUUGCGUGGACGUAAUUAUUCUAUAGCAACACAAAGAUGGUCAAUUGAGGGCCCUGAGUUUGAACUCACGAUCGAUCGCUUAGUAAGCGAACGCGUAACCAAGUGGCUACGAAGACCCCCACAGAGUAGUGCGUUAACAUUGAUUAUAAUUUAUAUUAAAUAAUUUGUUUUUUCAACAAUUAUGUGAUAACAUAAUCUAAACAUGUUGCUGGAUCGCAAAUGAUAACUUUGAAAAAUCAUAACUUAAAAACUAAUAAAAUCACCUCUCUGAUUUUUGGAUUUAUUGUAUAAGGAAAACUCAGCAUUUCCAGAGAAAAUAUAAAAAAAGUCCUUUAGUCCAAAGCUCUGAAAAUAACAAAACACAAAUAGGGUAAAUGAUCUGGGUUUGUCCCCAAAUCGUUUAUCAGAAAUUGUUUUUCAUUUUUCUUCAUGAAAAUCACAUAUAAUCGAUACAAGUUUGGGAUUGUUGAAAAGCCCCAAGUCUCUAGUUGCUAAUACUACCAUAAGGCGUUGAAGUUAUUCAAAAUUUUAUGUUAUGUAACGAUUUUCCUCAAAGAGGAAUUAUGAUCAUGGUUUGACCACCUCUGAUCAUGGUUUAUCCAAAAAAUUAUCAUGGUUGGUCCGGCUUUAGAAAUCACAUUUUUUGAAUGAAAACAUUCGAAUUCACAAGAAGAUGUUGUAUUUAUCAUUGCUUGAGUUUAUUGUCAUCAUAUUGAUCCAUUCAUAAUUUAGGCUUUCUUCAGAAUAUCGCAUUUUCUUGGGCAUUUUAAAAGUGUUCACUUCAAGACACUAAACAUAGAGAAACCUUAUUUCUGCUCUACGCGAAGGACACAAUAACCAAACUGCAGCGUGCCAAGCGGUUGCCAUAUAAAUCAUGUGGACAAAACAACAUUAUUCAAUUGGACAACUCAUGAUCAAAAUUGAGUUCAUCAAAUUGCGUUAGUUUAAUGAUUUAGCUAAGUAAAUCUGAUACAAAUGGUGUGCAAGAAUCAUUUUUACAAUAUUUGUAAGUGUUAUAAUCCAGAAAAGGUCUGAAUACGUGCGAAAUAAUCAUCUGGUGAUCGAAUAAAAGCUAGCUCGAAUGUGGGGCGCAUUGACACCAAUAGAUGGUGUAUUUUAUAAUCGUUUAAAACAUGUGAUUCCGUAAAAAUAUACUAUAAAACUACUGUAAAUCAUGAAAAAUACGAUUUUAUUUAUAUGUUUUGAAACAUUCUAAUACCUUAUUUGACACAGGAGCGCUGAAUUAGAGCAUUCAAAAAAGUGGACAAACCAUGAUCAUAUUUUCGACUGGACAAACCAAAAUCAUUUACCUUACAACCAAUAACUAAAAAAAUCGACAUCCGAAAUUUUUACAAGCGAGAUAUUUUUCCAUGAAAGAAUAGCUAAUUGGCUUUAAUUUGAUAUAUCGAUCAUCGAAAUAGGUUUGGCAGUUCAAAAGUUAUGAUUUAAAAAAAAAAGUCAUUUUGGGCACCCUAAUAAAAAAUACGGGUCUAAUGUUUUGCAGUAAAGAACAAAAUUACCACUUUUUACGAAAAUCUGAGAACCAAUAUAUCGGCUUGGCAUGGAAUGGCCAAAUUUGAAAUUUUUUCAUCGAUGUAUCGAUGUUUUAGAAGCGAUUUCUUUCGAAAAUACCGCCCGGUAAGCUUGUGUCAAAUCAUCUUUUCUUACGUUGAGAAAACAAGUAACGUUUCUCUGAGUUUGUGAUUAUUUCCCAAUUUUCUAACUUCCUUUUUUGUCAUUUAAUUUGAUGGAUUCCAAGUAGGUGGGGGUGUUUUGGCUUCCAAUCAGUUCAACAUAUUUGAAAAAAGAACCAUCACAAUAGAAUUUAUAUAGUUAUAGCAAUUCAAUUUAUAUAUUAUAAAAUCGUUCGUAAAGCCACCCAAAAAUUCAUUCGACUACGAAUUAUGAAAUGCAAAUCUAAACGAUUAUAAAGAUACAAUAGCGUUCGGAAAAAUGGAAUAAAUAACAACAAUUAACUAAUUUGCAGCAAUUUCAAUAUGUAAAAAUACUCUGACCAUUCGUAAUGUCAGAUGAAUUGAAUUUCAGUAAUUUCAAUAAGUGGAAAGAAACUCUCACCAUUUUUUUUUGUCACAGUGAAUUGUGUUAUUAGUUAACAUUUAAAAAUGUAGCAAUCGAUUGGGAAAAAGAUGAAAAGUUUUGUUUUGCCGAAAAAAAAGUACAUGUCGAAUGGCCGAAUUCAUGCAGAGAAUAUGAGCAUUUGUAAAUCUUUCACAAAUAAUUUAAUAAUUCAUUAUAUUGAAUCAUAAAUGACUUCCGAUGCAGAUAAGAAAAUUCUAUUACUAUGAAUUGUCUGAAUUAAUAUUCAGCCAUUUAUUCAGCAUAUCCCAAGGCGCUAAGACGUUCCGCAUAGUAGUGAAAUUUAUCGAUGCCUGACCCAUCGGAACGUUUGCAUUUGGCCCGCACUUUUGAAAAUUAAAUCGUACGCGAACAUUUUACAUCAAUAAGCUUAAUCUAAUAGCAGAAAAAGCCACAUAAACGAAUGAAUUUGAAACGCUGCAACUUUGGACUUCUUUAUUCGGCAGUCUUAAGCCAUCUAGGCUUCAAAUCACGUUAGGGAAUCUCUCAUCGAACAAAACACGUACCGUCUGGAAGUGUUUUGUUCUUGGUUUGUGGUCCUGGGACAGUCGAUGACAUCGUUCUGAUACUAUUUUGUGAAUAUCUCCAUUUUGAAGUAUUCCAGCUCAAAUUGUUCUCCGCAAUGAGAUCCUAUGUCUUUCUCUUACCUUGUUAGUAAACGGCUUCUUCACUGGCAUGCUAAUAAAUGAGUCAGCCUCUCGCAACCGUCUGCAAACGGUUCUGGAGCUUACACCCAAACUUAAUUUUCGUUUGAUUUCGGAUCCUGAUGUAAAACAAUCGUUUUGGAAACAACGCAUGACUAAACGGUCCAUUCUCAGCAUAGUUGUUCUUAUACGACCUGGAUAGCCGGUUCGUGUCAACCGCGACCCUCUUGCCUUGUAAAGCUGCAACAAACGACAAACUUUCAACUUGUGUGUAUGCCAAAUGCUACACAAUUUCUUUCUGAGAACGUCCCAUCUCAAUCGACUCAAUUUUCAGAAUAGAAGAUUCACUACUGAAAACAUUACGUAACAUUGUUAUGUUUGUGAACCACACCUUUUGGUGUUUAACAUCUGAAGAAAUACUAAAAUUUGAGAAUACUCUAUCCAGAUUUCAAGUCAAAUAAUUAUCACGCAGCGGAGUUGCAUCACAUCUUAUUUUAUUACUUACGCUUACAAUUAAGUAAUUGAAAUCGGUAAACAGCCGACGGCCUGGAGCAUACUGAAAAAAAAAAAUGAAUAUUCUCACUAACUUGUGAUCAAUAUUUUGUCUACAUAAUCACAUUUGAUUGAUUCAUGGCUACAAACCAUGUGUCCAAUUUCGGAUUUUUGAAAACCGCGUUCCGAAUAAUGAUACUGCGUCCAAAAUUUGUCGAAAUAUGUUUUUCACAUGGUGAGGAAACAGGUAUCGCAUCUCAGAGGAUCGGUGAUCACAUCUUUAUAAUUCACCUGUUACUUUUAGACUGUUUUAUUCGCUAAACCACAAUUGAAGGUAUUUAUUUCUUUAAAUGGCCCAGUUUUCAGAAAUUUAAAAAAAGGGCGAAUAGCGCAAACGACACGAUUGAAUUAAAUGUUUUAUGACUAUACAAUAAAUUUCGUCGAACUAGCGCACCAAAUUUAGGCGAAAAAUUGCUGGUGUAGUUUUGAUACUUCCACUCACGAGUCACUACCUUUGGUUUUAAAAUACUUUUUCAUCAACCAAUUAAUAAAUUCAUUAAUAUAAUAAUCAUAUUCUCAGAAUAACAAUAAUUCCUGAAUAACGGGGCGCUCAAAACGUGCUAGGUCAUUCCAUUUUAAUUUUCCAUGAACAAGUCACGUUUCUUCGGAUCCUUCAUUCAACUAGAAAAAAAGUAUUAACAGUACUACUUGAGAAUCGUUUGUGCAGUGAUCAAAAAUUCAUUCGAAUGCGAAUCUUAUUGCCUUCCAAACAUUCGGGGAGAGAAAAACCAUAAAACUUGAUUAGGCCUACAACUACAAAUUACAACAAUAUGAAACCUUUUUUCUCAUUGUGAAUCGUCCUGUUACUUUCAUUAGUUAAAUUUUACCAUUUUUAGAAAAAAUGUAAUUAAAUUGCGUUGUUGUUGAAUCAUUUUGCUUUUCUCUGAAACAAAGUUUAAAGCUUUGUCAAAAUAUCAUUACCAAUAUUAACCAAUUGAACGGUUGAGUUGAGUUUAUUCUUGGAGAUACGACUUCAAAAGACGAAUCUACCAUAUUCCAUCUUUAAAGACAUAAUGUGCAGAGUUUUAAAUAUCAACUUUGUAGCUUUGUAGAGAUAGACUCUGCACAAUGCACGUUUCAAAUGACAUGGCAUACCUAUAUUUAGAUUUUUCUUUCCUUACAUUGUGAACUGGACAUUAUUUUCGGAGGAACGUUUUACAAAAAAAAAUCGAGUUUCGGAAUAAAAAAUCUAACGACGAUUUUUUUUUAAUAAUUCGAAAUAAUACGCAAUCAUACAAACAAGAUAACAGAGACAACGAACACUAAAAGCGAAUAUCUACAAUGACAAUUGCCUGUUUUGGACAGUUUUAUGAACCGUACAUUUUGUUUUCUUUAAAUUAUUUAAGAAAGUGGGGGCUGCUUGAGGAUCGUAAACACGGCAAAACGUCAGCAUUUUUUGUUUUGAUACAGGACUUUUGAAUUUAUUGUUAGUAUCUAUGAAAACAUCUAAAUUCUUUUUAGAAAAUAUUUUUGUUAUCAAACCAAUUAAAAAACGAAUGCAUAUACUUUUUCUUUGAAUUUUUGCUUUUUAGAUAUCGUUGGUCAGUAAAAUUAAUCAUUAAAAUUAUUGAGAUUGAAAUUGAUUGAUCAUUAGAGAAUUGAAAAAGCAAUUGAUCAUGUUUGGUAAGAAAGAUGUUUUCUAAAUCUAGGGAGAAAUUAAUGACAGUUUAAAACAACAAAUUUAAGGCAAUAAAUAGAUAAAACAAACUUACAACCACUCAAAACUGAGUUUGAUGUCGACGCUGCGCGCUGCUCCAUUAAUUUUUGAUAAGUGUAAUAUGUAUUUGGAAAUUGUAAACAUCCUAUAAUACAUUGUAAUAUUCCUAUAAAGGAUGUUUGGUGAACCGUUUCUCAGAACAGUGCGCUUACAAUUAAGUAAUUGAAAUCGGUAAAUCAACAGCCGAUGGCCUGGAGCAUACUAAAAAAAAGCAUGAAUAUUUUCAUUUGUGCUUUGAUGUAAUAUUUUUGAGUACUGAAAUUCUCACAUAACAUCAAAACAACUUUACAACAUUCACUUUUCCGUUUCCGGAAAAUAAUCCAAUAUUGUGAUUCGCAUAUUUUUCCGACGUGCAUUCUGUGGAAAUUAAAUUGACAAAAACUUCUUCAUGUUAUAUACGUAAACCUAGAAAUUGACGGCUGAAUAUAAUUGAUUUGAUUAUAAAAAUGUCGCGAUACUCUACUUUCUAAUAUUUUUUUUAGGAAACAGAAAUUUGACAUUGUAAGACGUAUUUGUUCGUUGAACUAAAAUGGAUGACUAAUUCCAAAUACGUUUUGUAAAACACAUAAAAUCUCAUCAUGUUUUCAAUUUGUUUAUCAUCCAUAUCUGCAUUGAUAAAAAACGUGUAACUCGAGCUAUUUAAACCAUUAAAACAUUUGAGGAAUACAUAUUAAUCACAAUCGAAAGGAUAAAACCAAUAACUCGACAUAACCGGCACAUAUCCCAUCAAAACAAACACCAAAAUAAACCCAAAUCUAAUCGUUCAAACCACCGACUGUCAACACAUUUUGACAGUCGAGUUGUCAAAGAGCAGAUCAGCUGCGGAUCACAUUUCUCCUUGGUGCAUACAACCUCCGGGCUAAGAAACCCAAACCCAUAUGAGACUCCAAGAUAUACUUUUCUCGCCGCUUUUUCGAAUGAUCUUCCUUUCCGACCGUCGUGGGCCUGGGAAACGGAGUUCGUCUGCCGACGGGUUUCGCCGAACUUCGAUCACACACACAAAAAAAAACAAAAACUACGCAUCCCACAGUAGUAGUUCGCUCACACACCCGACGUAAAUUCUUCUUCUCGCCGUUAACCAUGGCAACGCGCGCAUGAGGAAUCGUGGAAACAACGAAAAACCCUAAUAGAGAAAUCUAUCAUUUUUAAAACACUUCAACCUUCGUCGUCUCCGCCUGCGCGCUCCGAUCUUCAGCUCCAGGCGUUCCAUCAUACUCUCUGUGUUUCCUCCGCCGAAAAAAAGAAGUUUAAUUUGAAAACUUAUUAAGACAUCGUUUCGUCGUCUUCUCCAACCUCCGUGAUAAAAAAAACCCGAAACUUCGUCAAGAUUGGUUCGUUCGUUCAUCCAGCCGUCGCUUUGGCUACCGAGUUCCCACAGCCUCUGUUCUGGUGGCAGCGAGUAGUGCGAAAGUUUUGCAGAUAAUCUAUCAAGAAGUUUUCGUUUUUUUUGGGUUCAAAGAUUCUCACUCUUACGCAAGCGGAGCACACAUUUAGGCCUGUUUAGAGGAUGAUAGCUGCUGCGACUGUUUUUUUAGCUCGAAAUCAGGCAUGAUUCAGACAAACGAGCUGCAUGUUUUAAUCAUAGAAAACGACAAACAAUCAAUACAAACAAGAAGCAUGAGAGAGAGAGGUGGAAACAAGGCAAAAAAAAUAAGGAGAGAAAAGAAUAGCAUACACAAGUUAAAUAGUAAGUGGAAAUCAAAGACGACAAAUUUAACCAGUGCUCAUUUAAUUUAUAGGACGAACAACAAAACAAAAAAACUUGUAAGACACACACACACAUCCCACAAAUACGACGCCACACGCGAACCUGUGGUUGUAAAUUAUUAUAAUUAAUUGAUUA
Messenger RNA from Toxorhynchites rutilus septentrionalis, 15073 nucleotides. RefSeq names its product transcription factor SOX-3 (gene SoxN). The coding region runs from base 195 to 2051 and encodes 618 amino acids. Gene Ontology annotation, molecular function: DNA-binding transcription factor activity, RNA polymerase II-specific; RNA polymerase II cis-regulatory region sequence-specific DNA binding. Lineage: Eukaryota; Metazoa; Arthropoda; Insecta; Diptera; Culicidae. The record is from RefSeq and is a predicted model, not a curated record. The transcript has 3 exons. Gene Ontology annotation, biological process: cell differentiation; regulation of DNA-templated transcription; anatomical structure morphogenesis.